This is a messenger RNA of Cylindrotheca closterium, 1002 nucleotides long. The record is from the annotation of a GenBank genome assembly. Lineage: Eukaryota; Bacillariophyta; Bacillariophyceae; Bacillariales; Bacillariaceae.
AUGAUAGUUCAGGAGCAGACUUCCUACAGAUAUGAAUCCUACUUCCCAUCAAACUUGAGUCCACAGGAGGUUGAUCAGCAGCAUCGGCUAAACGUCAGCUGGCGUGAGAAGAUCUGCCAAUGGUCUUACAAUGUCGUAGAUCACUUUGAUCUACCACGUGAGGUUGUUGCAGUUUCGCUUAGCCUCUUUGACCGAUACCUUGCAACGAGACACAACCAGUGCACUGGAAACAUGGCACUGCUCACAUCGCUGACAACUCUGCACAUUUCUAUCAAGAUCCAUUCUGAGAAAACUGUCAAACUCUCAACUCUUGCUUCCUUGUCUCGGGGCCAAUUUGGUCCUAGCGACAUUGAGCAAAUGGAGUGGAAGAUCUUUGAGGCAUUGGAUUGGAAGCUUCACCCUCCAUCACUCUUUGCCUUUAUUUCUCACUUUCUGAUGGUCUUUCCAUCGGAAGUGAGCCACUCUGUACGAAAGGAGCUGUUCGAAGUCGCUAUCUACAUUGCGGAACUAUCCGUAUGCGACUCAUCUUACGUACGAUACCCAUGGUCCACUGUUGCCAUGGCUUGCAUUCUGAAUGUAAUGGAAGAUCUUUCAUACAUCCGACUUCCACUUGCAGCACGUCAAGCAUUCUGGAACGAGAUCACGACUAAGACUUCGUUCCGUGAGACUUCAAGACUCCACUCUGCAAGACAACGGCUGAGGAGCCUAUUCAACUCGACUGUGAACUCCAUGACUUCCAUGGACCAAACUGUAACUUCGAGUCCAACCUCAACUACAGCAGAUCCUAUGCAGUUGGAUGAAAGUGCUUCUAUGAAAUACGGUGAUCAUCACCACAACUACGCGAAGGGCGACCGUUAUAGGUACUCUCCGUCACCCAAUGUUCGAUCGACUAUUGGAUCUUCACCGAUGCAAUACAGCACUACAACUACAACUACAUCGAUUGCAUCUCAUCCAAAUCGAUCCAUGCUUUCCUCAUCACCAAUUGUCACGCGAAAGUUCUGA